Molecule: messenger RNA, 1242 nt
Organism: Plasmodium yoelii
Lineage: Eukaryota; Apicomplexa; Aconoidasida; Haemosporida; Plasmodiidae
Product: ribosome releasing factor
Exons: 1
Coding region: 1-1242 (413 amino acids)
Biological process (GO): translation
Cellular component (GO): mitochondrion
Molecular function (GO): ribosomal large subunit binding
Source: RefSeq, a predicted model, not a curated record
AUGUUGCAAAAACAUGUCGUUGGAUUUGCUUUUUUUUUCGGUAUUAUUAUUUUGAGUAUCAUAACUGGAAUUAAAUGUGUGUAUUUGAAAAGACAGAUUAAUGAGCAUUUAUUUGAAACUUCACAAAAUAAAUAUCCUAGUUUUUUUUUAGAAAAUAAAUAUAAUAUAAAAAAUAAAACUUUUUUUAAAAACCAUAAAAAGAUAAAAUACCAUAACAAAAGAGAAAGUGAAAAAAAAAGAAACAAGCCAUAUUUGCUGUAUGGUCAUAAAAAAAAAAAUAAAAAUAAUAUUGGCAAUAAAAAUAAUGACGAUAAAAAUUUAGAACAAACUUUAAAAACUAAAACAUCGACAAAAUGGAACCAAACGAAUAAAAAUGAAAAAGGGAAAGGUGGUGAAAUAAAUUAUGACGAAGAUGAUGAGGAAAAUGAAAUAAAAGCAAAAAAAGCAAAAAAAGCAAAAAAAAUAGAAAAAGCAAUUUCAAAUGAUAUUAAAGAAGAAAUAAAAAAAAAAAAUAAUGAAACAUUAACACUCAAAAAUUGUAGUAUAAAAAAAAAUAAAUUAAAUAAUCUUAUGAACCAAAAUGAAGAGAAUAAUUCUACACAUGACCAAGUUGAAAAUGGAGAUGAAGAUGAAGAUGGAGAAGAAAAUGAAGAUGAAAAUGAAGAUGAAAAUGAAGAUGAAAAUGAAGAAGAAAUAAUUAUUACAGAAGACGAGUUUGAAAACUUAAGUAAAUUAUGUUCUGAAAAAAUGAAUAAAAUUUAUGACCAUAUAAAAAAAGAAUCAUACAGAUUUAAUUUAAAUAAUGUUUCAAGUGCAAUGUUUGAAAGUGAGAGAGUAAAAAUAAAUGAACAGAUAUAUACAAUAAAUCAUAUUUGCCAUAUAAAAAAAAAAGAGAAUUUAUUUAUUAUAACUCCUUAUGAUCCUUAUUUUGUUAAUUUUAUUUAUAUUCAUUUUACUAAAGAAUAUAAUGAACUAAAAUUUUAUAUAAAAGAUAAAUCAGUAUAUGUUGUUAUACCACCUUUAUCUGAACAUUUAAAAAAUGAAAUUAAAAAUAAAAUUAAAGACAAAAUAGAAGAAUCAAAAAUAACUCUAAGAAAUGUUCGAAAAAAAUUUAUGAAUAAAUUGGAAAAAAUUAAAAAUUAUAUUGGAAAAGAUAUUUAUUUUAAACAAAAAAAUCAUAUUCAAAGUUUACAUGAUCAGACAAAAAAAAAUAUUGAAAAAAUAUUCAAUGAAGCGAUAUAA